GGACGGCACCUAAUUAUGCGGAGUACUGGGUUUUCCCUCGCUGAUUCAUCGAGCUGUGAGGGCGUGCUGCCGGCGUUGCAGUAGUGUUGCAGCACCUCCGUGAAACGGCUGCGCAGUCUGCUUAGUACAUCCUGUGGGAAGCCGAGCGCUAGACAUGUGUGCACCAUCUGCCUGCACCUCGCAGUCGUGGAUAGGACUGCUGCGUAUUGUUGGGCAUCAAGUUCCAGCUUGGCCUGCAGCAGUAGUUUCGUCGUACUAGCCGAUGACAUGGAACCUGCGCCCACAGGGGUCAGUGGCUUGGAAGGUGCAAUCCAGUCCCUGGAUUCUACGCGGCUGUUGCACAUGGACGCCAGUUUACUUCAAAAGCUUAAAUCCCGUGGCGUGGACCUACAGGCACCCUGCAGCGGAACCCUCGGCAAAACCAAGUGCUGGCUAAGGUGGCACCUGCCCGCUUUGAAUGACGUUCUCUGGAAAGUCUUUAUGCAGGUCAUGGAACAUGCACCCGGUGUAUUCACGCUGAGCAGCAUUCCAGACGCCGAUGUUGACACGGUACGUACAGAUGCCUCUUUGUUGGAGGGCGCUGUGCUCGUGUACAGGCUGCUCGAGAUUCACGGGUGCAUCAAGCGCCUUGUCCUGGGCGUCACGGCUGUUAUGCUGUGGCACUUUCCUGCACUGCUCGGCCGCGCGCUGGAAGCCAGUCGAGGUCUUGUUGAGGCUGCGGGACACCCUGUCGACAAGAACGAGCCAUGGCGGGACACAUGUCAGUGCAGGGUUUUGGCCCGUGCACUGGGUAAGCUGUCCCCUGGGUUGAACUGCUUAGAUGUUACGUCGCUGAAACUUGACCACGUCACAGCAGAGUACAUCGCCGACGGGAUUACGAAGAGCAACCUGCGGCGCCUGCAUCUGUGCAACAAAAUGUCAGCGAGUGUCACACGCAAACUGUUGUCUGCCGUCAGCUCCUGCCAAAGCCUGACGUCCCUCGAGUUCAGCGGUUUCAGAGAGUUCUCGCGGUCCAGUGCAGUUGAGCUCGCAGCCGCCUUGAAGCACAACAGAACGCUACGGAGACUGCUUGUGAAAUUCAUGGAGGCAGACGUCGUCGGCAUUAUCCUUGCAUCUAUGAAGCACAACAAAACCCUCCAGGAACUGUCGUUCGACGAUCCGAUGGACAUUUCGCAUUCUACAUUGUGGGACGGCCUUCAAGCGCUGCGUGCGAACAGGGUGCUCAAACGCUUCGAACUUACCCACGCCUACUUUCCAAGCAGCUGCGCGAUGGUCAUAGCUGAAGUUAUGAGGGACAACAAUGCGCUCGAAGAGCUUUCGCUUUCUUCAAACCGGUUCGGCGACCUUGGAGCGCUAGCAUUAGCUAGGACCCUUGAGGAAAGUUCCUCUUUAAGACGUCUCGACAUCUCCAAGUGCCGAUUAACAGUCGGUGUCGUGUCAAGAUUCGUAGAAGCGGUUUCUCGAAACUGCGCGGUUGAGUGCGUGCGCCUCGGCCACGUCGAUAUCCCUGAAGAGUGGACACCAACCUUGCCUCUUACAGUGGAUGUGUUCGCUCGACUGCACGUCUCGUGGAACACCCGAGCACUUGAGCAAUGGGCCGCGUGUUUGCAGCACGAAGGCCGCCGCUUCACUCGACACUGCCUUGGCUGGACCAAAGGUGUGAACUGCUCGGCCAUCGUGCAGUGGUUUUCGGCACCGUGCGUGAGUCAUGCGUCUCUCGUGGAACUGGUCAUCGAGUGUCCGCGCGCAGUGGGUGCAGACUGCACCGAAGCCGUCGUCUCUUUUCUGGAGACCACACGUACCCUUAAAAAACUCGUCGUGCGUCCGUUCCAGUGUGAAUACGUCUUUUCAACUGCGAUUAUUAACGGCCUCGCCCGUAACAACACCGUAUGCGAGGCCGAGUUCCACCAGACGCUCCGCGCACAUCUGGACGUCAAGGCUGUCCAGGCGCUGCUGCUUGCCAACAGAACCUUACACCGUCUCAAGUUCAGGGACGAGUCUCUCCCCAGCAAGGCACCUAUAUUGCUGGCGCGUGCUUUGGAGGCAAACUUCGUGUUCCUGACGCUGGAAUUUGAUCACCACUACACGCGAAACGACAUGUACCCAAUAGUGAGCGCCCUGAACAGGAACCGAUCACUGCUAAACAGAGCAGUCGAAUGUGUUUUGGACGCUGCUAGGGAUGAGCAGUCGGCGCGAGCGCUUCGUCUUCUUCAUGCCACCGAAUCGCUUCUCGAUGCAGUCACUGACGUUUCGGGCAAGUCUCGCGAUGAGUGCCGGUGUUUAGUACUGGAAGCAGUGCGCAGCUUCGAGUGUCAACCCUGAGGAUGUAAUGUCACUAUAGGGCAUAUGAAAGCGUGUUAGCGCCUCACAGGUGUUGUAUGCAAAAACUAGCGUAGCCAACUUAAUCACUGCGAUAAUUAGUGGUGGGCUAGUAAUCACGAUAUCCCCGGACAGUGCGCGUUCAUAUAGCGACUGGCUUUAUCAGCGCAGGUGACUUUGCCGUAUUCUAGUCGAGCUGUGGAAGUUUGUCAUCAAAGCUAACCUGUGAAAGUGAAUACUAGGCGCUGUGUGCUAUUUUCCUAAUUGCCACAAUUGUUUCAGGCCAUCGCUGCGCGAUAGUCGCGUAUCUCAGAGCUCUCAAUAAACUUUUUCCAU
Dermacentor albipictus is the source of this 2655-nucleotide messenger RNA. Lineage: Eukaryota; Metazoa; Arthropoda; Arachnida; Ixodida; Ixodidae. The record is from RefSeq and is a predicted model, not a curated record.